AUGGCGCGCCUCCAAGAAGCGAUGGCCGCCGCCGAGGCGCGCGCGGGCGCGCAGGGGUGGCGGUGGCAGGGGGUUCGGCAGCUGGUGGUUUAUGGGCUCGGCUGCAUUGAGGACAGCAGAGUGUCUCGCUACCAGCUCUUCGACCCUGCGUUCUCCGCGACAGACGCCGCCCUCAUCGCGGCGUUGGGCUGCCAGGUCAUCGCCACCAACGAGGGCGGCGCCCGCGUGGCAGAGGAACAGACGCUGUUCUACUUACCCCACUGCGAGGCCGCGCUCUGCGACAGCCUGCUGGCCGCCAACUGGCGCGCGGGCCGCCUGCCACACCUGGCUGUCCUGGGCAACAGCUUUGAUUUGUACAGGGAGCGCUGGGCAGCGGCGGGCGCGAAGCCGGGCGGCGCGCGGCCGGGGCGGCUGCUGCGACUCGUGGAGGCGGGCGCGGUGGCCGAGCUGCCGGUCCCCGACUGCGGCUUCCACGUGACUUCCGCCUUCAACGACAGCAGCCUGCACCUGCUCCUGGCCGACGCGUGCGGCGACGCGUUGGGGCCCUGCGACUGA
Molecule: messenger RNA, 555 nt
Organism: Monoraphidium neglectum
Lineage: Eukaryota; Viridiplantae; Chlorophyta; Chlorophyceae; Sphaeropleales; Selenastraceae
Product: Protein SENSITIVITY TO RED LIGHT REDUCED 1
Exons: 4
Coding region: 1-555 (184 amino acids)
Biological process (GO): microtubule-based process
Cellular component (GO): nucleus; cytoplasm
Source: RefSeq, a predicted model, not a curated record